UUUGCAGCGAUGUGGUCAGUCGGGUUGCUCAAUGCAGUGGUCGGAUUCGCCAUUUUCCUCCUCUCGACAGGCAUGGCACAGACCUGUGAUGUAGAAUUCUCUCCUGCAGAGGUCAUAGUGAAGUAUGGAGACCCGGUGACUGUGACCUGCCGCACUAACCGCACGGACAUCAGAGCCAUUGGCUGGGAGACCUCAGUUGAACCUGUGGAACCGAAGAAGAGCAACUCAACUGUGUGGAACGUGAGCAGCCUGACGGUGUGGGACGCGGAGCCCAGGUGCUUUAUAAACUUCAAGGCACCUCCUAAGCAGUGUGAUAAACUGCUAAACCUCAUCAUUUACAAGCUUCCAAGUAAAGUACAAAUCACACCUCAAGAUUCCAGCACCAAUAUGACUGAGGGAAGGAGUUACACCCUGGGCUGCCAUAUUGAGAAAGUCGCUCCAUCCAGGUACCUUCAGGUGAUGUUGUACCAAGGUGACCAGCUGCUUCACAAGGACUCCUUUCCUGAAGACUCCAACGUCGGACCUGUAGAUAAAUACAAAAACUGGACAAUUCAUCCCAAGGCGGUGGACAGUGGCAAAGAGUAUAAGUGCGUGGCACAGCCAGAAUUUGGGCACCAGAACAUUCAAAGCAUGCAGGACUCCUUCACAGCAACCAUCUUAGCGGACCCUGACUCUGACAGAUCGAAGGCUGCCCGAUGUGUUACUGCUGGCAUUCCGAUGGCGGUGUUUGUGGCUGCCAUAAUUGCGCUGUGUGUCUAGCCAAGGACAGUCGGUCCUGGGCUCUGUGUUGAAAGAUGAAAGUGGUCUUCACCUCCACAAUAGCCAUUUUUUAAAUAGCAUUUUAAAUUAGUGUCUGAAACACAUAUUUACUUUAUCUGAGUUAUUGCAUGGCUUUAAUGUAAAAUAGAAAUCAGCUCAUUGUCUGAUGGCCGGCAAUUUAUCUGUCCAUUCAGUCA
This is a messenger RNA of Erpetoichthys calabaricus (reedfish), 956 nucleotides long. Its product is annotated as intercellular adhesion molecule 2-like. The transcript has 4 exons. Gene Ontology annotation, biological process: cell-cell adhesion. Gene Ontology annotation, cellular component: membrane. Gene Ontology annotation, molecular function: integrin binding. The coding region runs from base 10 to 759 and encodes 249 amino acids. NCBI's taxonomy places the organism in Eukaryota, Metazoa, Chordata, Cladistia, Polypteriformes, Polypteridae. The record is from RefSeq and is a predicted model, not a curated record.